GACACUGAUUUCAUGUGUCCAACAUUGUAUUAUUCUUUUUUUAAUGAUAUGCGCGAACGCAUCAUUGUUCUACUGACGACCUGACGCGAGUGUUCGUGCUGUUUUUCCCAGUCCAACUUGCUGCCACCGCCAUCGGCUUUUCCAGACGCGUUUCGGGGGCUGCAACCGAUAACCCGCACGCACGCACGCACGCACGCACGCGUGGUCGGACUUUCGCAGAAUAUUUGAGGCACCUGAUGUCACAGUGGACUGGAAGCUGCAGUUUUGCAAUUCAUCGGCUGCAAAGGGAGCAGCUGGAGUUCUCAUCCGGACUGGAUGAACGCUUGCAUGGGCGCCGUUUGAUGUGCGCUCAUCGGACUAUAUUAAUCUUUUUUGGUUUUGUGUGUGUGUGUGUGCAUUUUUUUUUUCUUCCUGCGGGCAACUUUAGGACGCUUCGAGCACGCAAAAGACAAAGUGAUGCUUUGAGGAGACGCCAUUCAACACAUUUCGUUCCUUACCUUCUUGAUGCUUCUUCAGCGGGAUUUUACAGACAUCCAAUCCAAUCGAUUUUCUUGAACGAAAAUGAUUGAAACAUGCGCCCGGUUUCCCUUUCUUCAUCUUCCAGCCAAAGAGGACGACAAGCAACCCAACAACAAAGGCAUCUUUUAUAAGUUGAUUUUAGACCGUUUUGUUUAACAUUUGUUUGUAACCGGAACGAGUUUGCGUCGCGUUGUCUUUUCCUCUUUGAAAAGAGGAUGCAGCAAUUCCACUUUUGGACUUUGAAUGAAGACAUUUUGCCUCCUUUUGAUUUUGGGGUGACUUCCCCUCAUAUCACUCCAAGAAACAUGUUGCAUAUCCUUCUGCCUCUGUCUGUGGUGUCACUUUUCAGAGUGGCCGACAGCCGAGCGGUAGAGGGAUUGCAAAGAUAUACUUCGAUCCCCACGUACCUUCCCGUCACCUACCAGCUGCUCAACACUGACUUGGCAUUCUUCCUAAAGGAAAGCAAUCAAGACUUCAUGAGGAACUCUAGUCUAAUGUCGCGCACUGAGUCUUUCUUCAUCUACCAGGCCAGGAGUUUGCCCUCAGUCAAUUCCAGCUAUGGGCCCCUCUCUGUGGAGCAGACAAUCCCCUUAGAACUCCUCCAGAGUCCGGGCGCCUUUCCUGCCUCUUCACUUUUUACGGUGAAUUGGAAGGUUCAGACUUUUAUCAUGAAUACCAAGAUUCACCUGGCCAAGCCCAAAGUUCAGGUUCUAUUUUACAUUGCAGGCAGGGACUGGGAUGACUACAGUGCCAUCAACAAGCUUCCCUGUGUGCACAUGUUUGCCUUUCACGAGACCCAAGAGGUGCACGGCAGCUGCCAGCUGCAGGGGGAUUUGGGGCUUUGCGUGGCUGAGCUGGAGCCUUUGGCCAGCUGGUUCAGCCCCCCGAGUGUGGUGCCGGGACGCCAGAGGAACCUGGAAGUAUCUGAGGGCACCCCAGUGGAGCUCUACUACAUCCUGCAAUCCACAGAGGGAGGCGAGUGCCAUUCCGAGGAGGCCAAGAAGGAAAACUUCCUCCGCUCGAGCCGGGAAGGGCUUUUGGCUUCCUAUACUUCCACGCCUCUAAGAAGGAUCGGCGGUGUGAGACUCUACCAGAAUCCCAGUCCACUCCAACUGGCUGAACACAGACUGGAUCAUAACUUCAUGGUUUUGGUGCCCGCCACACCAGUGAGUCAGAGAGAAACUGUCUCAGCCUACGUCACCGUGUCAGCCUCUUCUUCUGUGGAGAUGUUCACUCUCAGGGUGAAGUUGAGAGAAGGCGUGACGUUCCUCGGGGCCCGUCCCAGCAACCCCACGCAGUGGUUCGUGAGCCAGGAUGUGAGGAGCGAAGGCCACCGUGUGGUGACCCUGCGUUGCCAAAGGAAGGAGUCCAACUUCGAUCAGGACAGGGAGGAUCUGAGCGUUCAGAGGGUGUUGCAGGUGGAUCUGAAAAUUGAGAGCUUCCCAGAGCUGCCGGGCAGCCGCUGGUUGGCGUGGCAGGUGGAAUACCCGGCCGGCCGCUCUGCCACGCAGGAGGCCGACACUGAGAUCCGACUUGCACAAGAGGAUGUGGCGGGCAUCGUGCCCUUGGCCAUGAAUACUGAGAUUCUAAACACAGCCGUCCUGACCGGGAAGACUGUGGCCGUCCCUGUGAAGGUGGUAACCAUCGGAAUAGACGCUACCGUUGUUGACGUCUCCGAAGCGGUGGAGUGUUGCACCACAGAUGAAGACGUGGUCAAGGUGUCAGAGAGGUGUGACUAUGUUUUUGUGAAUGGCAAAGAGAUGAAGGGCAAAGUGAAGAUGGCGGUGAACUUCACCUACGCCUACGUGAGUGCUCAGCUGGAGCUCGAUGUGUGGAUCCCUCGGCUUCCCCUCCAAAUCGAAGUGUCUGAUACGGAGCUGAGCCAGAUCAAAGGGUGGCGGGUGCCCGUCGUGGCCAGCAGUGCCAGGUCCACACGUGACAGUGAGGAUGAUGAUGAUGAAGAAAGACGAGGACGAGGCUGUACCCUGCAGUACCAGCACGCCAUGGUCAGAGUCCUGACGCAUUUCGUGGCCGAAUCCGCCGAUGCCAGGAGCCAGAGCAGCUACAUGUUGGGCACCGAUUGGCAGGUGGACAUCACAGAGUUAGUGUGGGAAUUUGUCAAGGUGGACAACCCUCAGAUCGCAAAGCUACUGGACAGACGGAUACUUGUGGGACGCGGCGUAGGAAUGACCACCAUCCAGGUGCUCUCUCCUCUGUCAGACUCGAUCCUGGCAGAGAGGACCAUCACGGUGGUGGAUGACAAAGUGACCAUCACAGAGUUGGGGGUCCAGUUGGUCACAGGGCUCUCCAUGAGCCUGGAACUCAGUCCAGGCAGCAACAGAGCCAUCGUCGCUACCACCACCGCACAAGAGGUUCUGCAGAGCCCCAAGCAGGAGGCCUUGAUCAGCGCCUGGUUGCAGUUCAGCGACGGCUCCGUGGCUCCUUUAGACCUGUACAACUCGGACUUGUUCGUCCUGACGGCCACGUCCCUGGAUGAGGACGUGGUGACGGUGCAGCAGAACCCGUCGUGGAAAUGGCCCGCCAUUGUGACAGAGGCGGAGGGCCAAGGCCUGCUGCUCAGGGUGGAAAUGAGCGUUUGUGAGAUUUGCCAGAAAUUCAAACGGCGUAGUAUCCUGGCAACGGGCAACUGUAAUGUCAAGGUGAAGUUCGGUUACGCUGACAGCUCCAGGGGAGGGAGCAAUGACUACGGCACCGAUGGCGAGGAAAUGGAGAACAGAGGAAGGCCGCCCUCAGCCGACAGGACGGGGCUCGACAGCAGCUACUACGGCAGCUCGAUAUCGGACUUGGGGCAAGGGGUGUCGAACGGGGCCACCACCACUGGAAGCGCAAUCAUGCGCAGACCCAACGGGGAUAAACUCUCUGGCGAUGGGAGAGAGAGUAAGCCGAUCGACUUUGCCGACUUUCCCGCUCAAGUGGACCUGCCCCGUGGGCGCAACAUGGAAGAUGACCUCGUACAGACUGCCCGUGGUCUCACCGAUCUGGAGAUUGGCAUGUACGCCCUCCUGGGGGUAUUCUGCCUUGCUAUCCUGGUGUUUCUUAUCAACUGCAUCUCCUACACGCUGAAAUACCGCCACAAAGAGCUGUCCGUCGAGGGCCAAGAGAACAUGAACCACGCCCACGACUGGGUGUGGCUGGGAAACGAGGUGGAGCCGCUGGAGAGCGAAAUCAGCUUGUCGCCGCAGCAGGAGGAGCAGACCUCCAUGAUAGACUCGAGCAGCGGGCCGGAGGAAGGCGGCCGCUUGUUGAACGGAGGCUCGGCCCAGAAGAACGUUCAGAGCCAAGUGCACCGGGCGGCCGACGCGGGCUGCCCGGCCAAGCACGGCAAGGGAGAAUCGCCGACCACAAAGAGGAAGCGGGUGCAGUUCACCACAUUCACCGCCACGCCCUCACACGCCGGCUGCGCGACUGUUAGCACGCUGACCCGAUGCCACAAGCAGGACAUCAAGUGGGUGUGUCAGGACGUGGCUCUCGGAGACGCCAAGGAGUUACGCAAUUACAUGGAAAGGUUAAAUGACAGCACUUCAAAGGAGGGGGCGUAAUACGCUGACGCACUCGUAACAACUCACCCUUUUGCCUUUCAGGGGAAAGUGGCUCAAAACAUUUGCUGGAGAAUCAUAUCCAACCUGCCAAAGGCUCAAUGUCACUUUGCCACAAAUGUCAUGUGACACGUGAGAAAUACCUCAUUGAAUGAGGACUUGGUGGAAUCUUCGGUUUUGUUUCGUUCAUCAGUCUUUGUUUUAUUAUUAGUAACUUUCCCAGUAAGGAUCUGCUGCCGAUACACCUGUGAAAUUCAAAUGGCAUGUAGAAUUUAAAAGAAACGAUAGAUGUUCCGAAUGUUUAUGAUGCAUAUUAAACCGUUUUGGGGCGCUUUGUAACACUUUGGUUGUUGGUUUCUAAGGAAAAAGAAAGGCCAAACGAAAUGUGUGCAUGUAAUUGGAAAGAAAUGGGCACAAUGUUUUGUUCCUCAUCAUCGUCCCAACGAGGCCAAGUGUGCAACCUCAUACAAAGUACUGUAUUGUUUCUCUGUAUAUUGUAUUUUCAGAACAUUUAAGGAAUAUACAACAAUGUCAAGAGUGAGUAUUUAGCUUUUAUUGAGUUGAGCGUCUUCAAACAUCUCAUUCGUCUGGGGAACCGUUGUUGUUUUGCAAGCACAGGGUUUGACCAAAUUACACAUCAAUCCUCAUGUUAAGAGUAUUUUAUGGGACGCAAUUUAGCCACACGGCAAGGAAAACUGUGGCCAUUCAAGCAAAUCAGUCCUCACAGGGCAGCGAUCGCAUUGAAGGGCUUUUAAAUGGCGGGACAACAUGGUAAUGUGACAUUUCUUAUGCUGCCCCUGAGUUUUGUGAGCUUUGAAGAAAAUACCAAUUAAGGUCUUGUUAACCUCUGCCGUAGCUGCCAGGAGAGCAUCCAGAUGGACAAAGUGGGGGGCGGUCGCAAGCUGAGGUAUAAUUACAAGCAAGGAUGGACGGGGUUUUUUUCAUAAUGGCACAAAUAAUAAUCAUCUUUCAAAAUGUCCCAAACAAAGGCAGCCGUCUGAAAAAAUGGAUUUUUCUCACUGAACGUUAUUAUUAUCACAGUUGGUGUCGACUUUUUUAUUUUGUUGUUCCUGCGUGUGUGUUAUUAUUUUCCAUCAAGCGAAGAAAUGCUCCCAUUAUG
This is a messenger RNA of Phyllopteryx taeniolatus (common seadragon), 5196 nucleotides long. Its product is annotated as transmembrane protein 132C. The record is from RefSeq and is a predicted model, not a curated record. Lineage: Eukaryota; Metazoa; Chordata; Actinopteri; Syngnathiformes; Syngnathidae. The transcript has 9 exons. Bases 735 to 4079 code for a protein of 1114 amino acids.